Molecule: messenger RNA, 600 nt
Organism: Spodoptera littoralis (African cotton leafworm)
Lineage: Eukaryota; Metazoa; Arthropoda; Insecta; Lepidoptera; Noctuidae
Source: the annotation of a GenBank genome assembly
AUGGUUACCAGCACGUCUUUGAAUACAUGGAAAUGCCUUUUCUCAAUGCGAUGUCUUCGAUGCGAAUCACCAAGUUUCUGCAUCCACGCUACCACCAGCUCGGGUUUGUCCAGAUUCUUAAUAGAGUUGUCAAAGGAAGACAUAAUGUUGAUGAUAUGUGCCCUAAAACUAACGUUUGCCGUCAUUUCUGCUUCAGUAUGGAUGUGGGCCAAGUUCUUGAAGAAUGUCUUCGUUUCUGGUUCUGCUUCGAAGAGUCUAAAAAACAUCAGGAAUCCGUUUCCGUUGGAGUUUGCAUUUAUGAUAGCCCAAGAUUUUUGCACAUUGUACACAUCCCUCAGUGACAUGCCAGAUACUUUGUUUCUCUCAUCAGGGUCUCCGCCCCACCACCAUCGUUUCAUUAAGUCCCCAACGCCCAUGUUUUCAGAUAUUGAACGGACAAGCCUUUGCCUCACAGGUCUUCGGUACUCCUUUCUUGGAUUUAUCAGGUGUUCUAUUCAAUCGAUGGUCUACAGUUUUCUUGGUCGAAAUUCGUAUAUUUAUUUGUUUUUAACUUUGACGCAUGAGCAACGACUGAAGGACCGCGAUCGACUGAUUGUUUGA